Messenger RNA from Myotis davidii, 5495 nucleotides. RefSeq names its product calcium voltage-gated channel subunit alpha1 H (gene CACNA1H). The record is from RefSeq and is a predicted model, not a curated record. The annotation marks the transcript as partial. Gene Ontology annotation, cellular component: plasma membrane; voltage-gated calcium channel complex; neuron projection. Gene Ontology annotation, biological process: positive regulation of calcium ion-dependent exocytosis; membrane depolarization during action potential; calcium ion transmembrane transport. Gene Ontology annotation, molecular function: low voltage-gated calcium channel activity; voltage-gated sodium channel activity. The transcript has 31 exons. NCBI's taxonomy places the organism in Eukaryota, Metazoa, Chordata, Mammalia, Chiroptera, Vespertilionidae.
AUGCACAUGCUCAAGAAGGCAUUGUUGCCUGCCCCCACGUGGUUCGAGCACGUCAGCAUGCUGGUCAUCAUGCUCAACUGCGUCACCCUGGGCAUGUUCCGGCCAUGCGAGGACGUCAAGUGCCGCUCGGAGCGCUGCAGCAUCCUGGAGGCCUUCGACGACUUCAUCUUCGCCUUCUUCGCGGUGGAGAUGGUCAUCAAGAUGGUCGCCCUGGGGCUGUUCGGGCAGAAGUGCUACCUGGGCGACACGUGGAACAGGCUGGACUUCUUCAUCGUCAUGGCGGGCAUGAUGGAGUACUCCCUGGAUGGACACAACGUGAGCCUCUCCGCCAUCCGAACAGUACGGGUGCUGCGACCCCUCCGCGCCAUCAACCGUGUGCCCAGUAAGUGACCGCCCCUUCCGGACCUGGGGCCGGCCUUUGUNNNCUGCUUCUUCGUCUUCUUCAUCUUCGGCAUCGUGGGCGUCCAGCUGUGGGCCGGCCUGCUGCGCAACCGCUGCUUCCUGGACAGCGCCUUCGUCAGGAACAACAACCUCACCUUCCUGCGGCCGUACUACCAGACAGAGGAGGGCGACGAGAACCCCUUCAUCUGCUCCUCGCGCCGAGACAACGGCAUGCAGAAGUGCUCGCACAUCCCCAGCCGCCGUGAGCUGCGCGUGGAGUGCACGCUGGGCUGGGAGGCCUACGGGCAGCUGCAGGCCGAGGGCAUGGGCAGCACCAGCCACAACGCCUGCAUCAACUGGAACCAGUACUACAACGUCUGCCGCUCCGGCGACUCCAACCCCCACAACGGCGCCAUCAACUUCGACAACAUCGGCUACGCCUGGAUCGCCAUCUUCCAGGUGAUCACGCUGGAGGGCUGGGUGGACAUCAUGUACUACGUCAUGGACGCCCACUCCUUCUACAACUUUAUCUACUUCAUUCUGCUCAUCAUCGUGGGCUCCUUCUUCAUGAUCAACCUGUGCCUGGUGGUGAUCGCUACGCAGUUCUCAGAGACGAAGCAGCGGGAGAACCAGCUGAUGCGGGAGCAGCGCGCCCGCUACCUGUCCGACGACAGCACGCUGGCCAGCUUCUCAGAGCCAGGCAGCUGCUAUGAGGAGCUGCUCAAGUACGUGGGCCACAUCUGCCGCAAGGUCAAGCGGCGCAGCCUGCGCCUCUAUGCGCGCUGGCAGAGCCGCUGGUGCCAGAAGGUGGAGCCCAGCAGCCCCCACAGCAGCCCACGCCGGCCCAGCCCUGAGCAAGGCACCGGAGACACCAGUCUGGUCCGGGCUAGAGCGCUGCCCUCACCACCCUCGCCCAGCCCCGGGCCGCUGGAUGCCGAGUCAGUGCACAGCGUGUACCAUGCGGACUGCCACGUGGAAGGGCCGCAGGAGCGGGCUCAGGUGGUACAGGCUGCGGCCACCGCCGCCAGCCUCAAGCUGGCCAUGGGGCUGGGCACCAUGAAUUACCCCACCAUCCUGCCCUCAGCACCUGGUAGCGGCAAAGGCGGCACCAGCCCCAGGUCCAAGGGGAAGCGGGCCAGUCGGCCACCAGGAGCUGGAGGACACAGCUCCCUCAGCCUGAGCAGCCACGACCCCUAUGAGAAGAUCCAGCAUUUGGUUGGGGAACAUGGACUGGGCCAGGCCUCCAGCCGCCUGUCAGGCCUGAGUGUGCCCUGCCCCCUGCCCAGCCCCCAGGCGGGCACGCUGACCUGCGAGCUGAAGGACUGUCCUUACUGCGCUAGUGCCCUGGGAGACCCCGAGUUUGAGUUCAGCGACUCGGAGAGCGGAGACUCGGACGGCAACGCGGUCUAUGAGUUCACACAGGAUGUGCGGCACGGGGACCACCGCGACCCCAUGCAGCCGACCCCAGUGGCCGGCACACCCGCCCAGGGCAGUGUGCGGAGGCGGGCCCAGCAGCGGGUGGCCUCUGGCAAGCCUGGUGGGCUCAGCCACGUGUGGGCUACCGUCAGUGGCAAACUGCGCAGGAUCGUGGACAGCAAGUACUUCAACCGCGGCAUCAUGAUGGCCAUCCUCACCAACACCCUGAGCAUGGGCAUUGAGUACCACGAGCAGCCGGACGAGCUGACCAACGCCCUGGAGAUCAGCAACAUCGUGUUCACCAGCAUGUUCGCCCUGGAGAUGCUGCUGAAGCUGCUGGCCUGCGGCCCGCUGGGCUACAUCCAGAACCCCUACAACAUCUUCGACGGUGUCAUCGUGGUCAUCAGCGUCUGGGAGAUCAUCGGGCAGGCGGACGGCGGGCUGUCGGUGCUGCGGACCUUCCGGCUGCUGCGGGUGCUGAAGCUGGUGCGCUUCAUGCCCGCGCUGCGGCGCCAGCUGGUGGUGCUCAUGAAGACCAUGGACAACGUGGCCACCUUCUGCAUGCUGCUCAUGCUCUUCAUCUUCAUCUUCAGCAUCCUGGGUAUGCACCUCUUCGGCUGCAAGUUCAGCCUGAAGACGGACACUGGAGACACGGUCCCCGACAGGAAGAACUUUGACUCCCUGCUGUGGGCCAUCGUCACCGUGUUCCAGAUCCUCACCCAGGAGGACUGGAACGUCGUCCUCUACAACGGCAUGGCCUCCACCUCCUCCUGGGCCGCCCUCUACUUUGUUGGCUCCCGCCCAAGGGGAACCUCACACCUGCUCUGUGGGGCGCAGGGCGACGCCAACAGGUCUGACACAGACGAAGACAAGACGUCCACUCACUUGGAAGAGGAUUUCGACAAGUUCAGAGACCUCAGGGCCACAGAGAUGAAGAUGUACUCCCUGGCUGUGACCCCCAACGGGCACCUGGAGGGCCGGGGCAGCCUGCCCCCUCCAGUCAUCAUGCGCACGGCGGCCACGCCCAUGCCCACCCCCAAGAGCUCUCCGAACUUGGACACGGCCCAUGGCCUCCUGGACUCACGGCGUGGCAGCAGCAGCUCUGUGGACCCUCAGCUGGGGGACCAGAAGUCUCUGGUAGGGACUGCCCCCAGUUCCUCAUGGCCUUCCCCAAAGAUGAUGGACAUGCAGCCCCUGCGGCCGGCCACCCUGCUGCCCACCAAGCUCCAUGACUGCAACGGGCAGAUGCUGGCCCUGCCCAGCGAGUUCUUCCUGCGCAUAGACAGCCACAAGGAGGACCCAGCCGAGUUUGACGACGACAUGGAGGAUAGCUGCUGCUCACGCCUGCGCAAGGUGCUGGAGCCCUACAAGCCCGAGUGGUGUCGGAGCCGUGAGCCCUGGUCGCUGUAUCUGUUCUCCCCGCAGAACAGGUUCCGUGCCUCCUGCCAGAAAAUCAUUGCUCACAAGAUGUUUGAUCAUGUCGUCUUGGUUUUCAUCUUCCUCAACUGUAUCACCAUCGCCCUGGAGAGGCCGGACAUUGACCCAGGAAGCACCGAGCGCGUCUUCCUCAGCGUCUCCAACUAUAUCUUCACGGCAAUCUUCGUGGCUGAGAUGACGGUGAAGGUACCUGCCCCUCAGAGAUGGCCACACCCUCGGCAUGCCCAGCAGCAGCCCCCCUCUGCCCUGUGCAGGGUCAUCAGCCGUGCCCCUGGCCUCAAGCUGGUGGUGGAGACCCUGAUAUCGUCCCUCAGGCCCAUCGGCAACAUCGUCCUCAUCUGCUGCGCCUUCUUCAUCAUCUUCGGCAUUCUGGGGGUGCAGCUCUUCAAGGGCAAGUUCUACUACUGCGAGGGCACUGACACCAGGAACAUAUCCACCAGGGCAGACUGCCGGGCUGCCCACUACCGCUGGGUGCGGCGCAAGUACAACUUCGACAACCUGGGCCAGGCGCUGAUGUCCCUGUUCGUGCUCUCCUCCAAGGACGGCUGGGUGAACAUCAUGUAUGACGGGCUGGACGCGGUGGGCAUAGACCAGCAGGUGCGGGCAGGCCGUGGGCAGCCCUGGCCCUUCCUGUGGACCCUUUGGGGAUCCUCUGGGUCGCCUCAGGGAACCACCUCCGAAACCUUCUGGAGAGUUCCGUGUCAUGGGGCCCCUUCUUUGGCCCUGCAGGCUGAGCACCGCGGGGCCCUGGGGCGUGGCUGUCCCUGGGCAGGGCCCUCGGGCCGCGGGCGCCCACGCAUCCUCAUGUGGUUCACACCCAUGAGUAAGGCCACGAGGGUGGGGAAACCAGCAAAGCUGUCCAAGACAGAGAGAGAGUGGGUCUUAGGGAGGCCCUACCCAGCUUGGGAGCAAGCAAGGAGGGCUUCCUGCAGGAGGGGGCCGCUGAGUGUCCCGCCCACCGCAGCCAGCUCAGACCAUCUCCUUGUCUUUCCAGGCACUUUGCCCAACCCAGAGGCCCAGCGCCGGCCCUACUACGCUGACUACUCGCCCACCCGCCGCUCCAUCCACUCGCUGUGCACCAGCCACUACCUCGACCUUUUCAUCACCUUCAUCAUCGGGGUCAACGUCAUCACCAUGUCCAUGGAGCACUACGACCAGCCCAAGUCGCUGGACGAGGCCCUCAAGUACUGCAACUACGUGUUCACCAUUGUCUUCGUCAUUGAGGCGGUGCUGAAACUGGUGGCGUUUGGGUUCCGGAGAUUCUUCAAGGACAGGUGGAACCAGCUGGACCUGGCCAUCGUGCUGCUGUCCAUCAUGGGCAUCACACUGGAGGAGAUCGAGAUGAGCGCGGCACUGCCCAUCAACCCCACCCUCAUCCGCAUUAUGCGUGUGCUCCGCAUCGCCCGCGUGCUGAAGCUGCUCAAGAUGGCCACAGGCAUGCGGGCCCUGCUGGACACGGUGGUUCAAGCCCUGCCCCAGGUAGGGAACCUCGGCCUACUUUUCAUGCUCCUGUUUUUUAUCUAUGCUGCCCUGGGAGUGGAGCUGUUCGGGAGGCUUGAGUGCACUGAGGACAACCCCUGUGAGGGCCUGAGCCGGCACGCCACCUUCUCCAACUUCGGCAUGGCCUUCCUCACGCUGUUCCGCGUGUCCACGGGGGACAACUGGAACGGGAUCAUGAAGGACACGCUGCGCGAGUGCGUCCGGGAAGACAAGCACUGCCUCACCUACCUGCCCGCCAUCUCGCCCAUCUACUUCGUCACCUUCGUGCUGGUGGCCCAGUUCGUGCUGGUCAACGUGGUCGUGGCCGUGCUCAUGAAGCACCUGGAGGAGAGCAACAAGGAGGCCCGUGAGGACGCCGAGCUGGACGCGGAGCUCGAGCUGGAGAUGGCGCAGGGGCCGCCCGCGGGUCCCAGGCCCGUAGCCCCGCAGAGCCCGGGCACCGGCCCUGACGCCCCCAACCCCCUGGUGGCUCGAAAGGUGUCUGUGUCCAGGAUGCUCUCUCAGCCCAAUGACAGCUACAUGUUCCGGCCCGUAGCACCCGCCUCAGCCCCUCACCCCCACCCGCUGCAGGAGGUGGAAAUGGAGACCUACGUGGGCACCACCUCUGGUAAGACCCCCAGAGACAGCUGGAGAAAUUGGGAGGCCCUGCACACCAACUCCCUGGAAGCCCAGGCUGACAGCCCUGCGGACUGCGGCCUGGACUCGGGGGAACCUGACGGGAAGACCCCCACCGGACAGGCGUCCCUGGGGGACUCCCUGCG